AUGGUUGAUGAGGAGGCAUUGCAGUCAGUUCUGGACAUUCCACGUGAAGAUGUCGAGGGUUAUAAUAACACCGGCUUUGUAGUUCUGGUUAAUAAUAGGUGGGAGCCGCGAUUCCUGGGUGAAGAGGAAUUAGAAGGUUAUACCAGUCUGCCGCAGGAUAAUGAUUUCGAACCAGUGCAGGGCUGCAUGCUGGAAGAUGUGGGCUGGAUGAAAGUGUGCUAUGAUUGGGCUCAGACGGUGGCCUCGGUUUUUAUGCACGAUGGUUUUAUAAGCUAG
Penicillium verrucosum is the source of this 276-nucleotide messenger RNA. RefSeq lists its product as uncharacterized. The record is from RefSeq and is a predicted model, not a curated record. The coding region runs from base 1 to 276 and encodes 91 amino acids. The transcript has a single exon. NCBI's taxonomy places the organism in Eukaryota, Fungi, Ascomycota, Eurotiomycetes, Eurotiales, Aspergillaceae.